AUGCCAGCUUCUCUAAGAAAACUGCAGCAAAUGGCUGUUUUCAUGGGACUGUUCAGUGGCGGGGGAUGCCUCGUGAUGUAUAAUCUUAUGCAAAAGGCCUUUGCCAGGACCCAGUAUUACCAGCAGGCUUUGGAGCAAUUGAACAGCAAUCCCGACGCCCUGGAAGCCCUGGGUGCCCCCCCCCUUAAGGUUCACAAUAUCCGACUGACGGAUGGGAAUAACCGGGUGGACACAGAACGAGCACAGAUAAAGUUACCGGUAUCUGGAACAAAAUCAGCAGGGUACCUCUACAUUAACUCAGAGAUGGACCACUCCCGUCAAUGGUGCGUACUGGGAGAAACAUACAGGUGCACGGAGAGAAGUG
Molecule: messenger RNA, 364 nt
Organism: Eurypyga helias (sunbittern)
Lineage: Eukaryota; Metazoa; Chordata; Aves; Eurypygiformes; Eurypygidae
Product: cytochrome c oxidase assembly factor 1 homolog
Exons: 3
Biological process (GO): mitochondrial respiratory chain complex I assembly; mitochondrial respiratory chain complex IV assembly
Cellular component (GO): mitochondrial inner membrane
Source: RefSeq, a predicted model, not a curated record